Molecule: messenger RNA, 372 nt
Organism: Ostreococcus tauri
Lineage: Eukaryota; Viridiplantae; Chlorophyta; Mamiellophyceae; Mamiellales; Bathycoccaceae
Product: unnamed product
Exons: 1
Coding region: 1-372 (123 amino acids)
Source: RefSeq, a predicted model, not a curated record
AUGCCCGACGCGGGGGCGCCGCGCGUGGACGCGCGCGGGAGGUUUCGCGCGCCCGAGUUGCCCGCGCGCGCGGUGGCGGCGCUGCGCGCGGCGGCGCUGGCGAACGGACACCCGUGGCCGUGGGACCGAACGCCCGGGGUGCAGAAGACGGUCGAGCGCGCGGGGAAGGGACACAAGUGGGAGCGCGAACGGGGGGCGUUGGAGGCGAAGCGACGCGAGGCGUUGGCGAAGCAACCGGAGCUCGUCGCGGCGUAUCGAGCGCGGCAGCGAAGUAAGGCGAAGGGGUUGGAUAAGGUGUGGGAUGAUUUUAUCCUGACGAAAUCUGAACGCACGCUUAAGCUGCGGAUGGAGGAGCAGGGUGGGAAAAAGUGA